Mesorhabditis spiculigera is the source of this 1593-nucleotide messenger RNA. Lineage: Eukaryota; Metazoa; Nematoda; Chromadorea; Rhabditida; Rhabditidae. The record is from the annotation of a GenBank genome assembly.
AUGUCCGGUCCGUACGCGGUCUUCAUGGAUGAAACGGAGAACCUGAUGCUUGGCGCCGUGACCAGCAAUGAGAAAAGGGGUCGUGCUCGCCGCCAAGAUGACACCUCCGAGAAGAUUCAAUACCCACGAUGCAUCAACGUGGCCGGACUGGCGGGCGAGGAUCUGCAGAGGGUCAAUGGCGACCAGUUUCUGAACUGCGACACGAACAUCUUUGUCCAGUUCCGAAACGGCAACACCAGCGGACUGGCCAUCGACCCGCCGCCUUGCGAGGGAGCCAAUGACACUAAAAUCUGCACGAAUCGAUAUGGAGCCCCAACGGAACCGACUUUCAUCAUCACUACCACGACAGCUGCCGCUCUAUCGAGUGAAACGCUGAUCGGGAUCGGGGCUGCUGCCCCGAUGAAGGCACCAUCGAAAAUCGUUAAUCUCGCCGAGGGCCAGUACAAGCUCAUCACCACCAAUAUCGAAGGAGGGCACAUGGCGCAUUUGGAGAAGAUGACGAAAGGAACGCCACGUCCGAUCAAACGUCAACCCGGCCGCUACGACCUGGCUGCUCGCGGCCUCGCGCUGAGAAUGGAUAUCGAGAACAGCGAAGACUAUCUGGCAAUGGACAACAAGGAGCCGUACUACACCCCGGAUGGCGACGAGAUUCAUAGUUUAUACUUGGAACUCGAAGAUAUAUUCAAAGAGGAACACGGAGUGGCGCGGCCCCAGGGAAGGACGAUUGUCGUCGGGGACCUCCAUGGAAAUUUCAACGACCUUUGGCGCAUCAUCCAUGCAUGGCUGUCAGAUGUAGUUGAUCAAGGGCCCAAGCAAAACAUCAUCUUCCUCGGAGACAUCGUCGAUCGGGGGCCCCGUCAACUGGAAUGCUUGAUCCUGAUUAUGGCAUACAAGGCGGUCUUCCCCAAACAGGUUUUCAUCGUCCGUGGUAAUCACGAAGAAAAGGAGACUUGCGAAGAUUUCCAAGCCGACAUGCUUGCUCGCGGAUACAGCGACGAGGCGGAGCAAGCCAUCAAAUUGCUUCUCGAGCUUUUCGAAAAGUUGCCAAGCCUUGGGGUGAUUGACGGUCGGAUUCUCUGCAUGCACGGCAUGCUAGCGGUCGAGCUAACAAAAGAGGAUCUGGGAGUUCAAGCUGAUCUAUCUCCGGCACAUUUCUCCGACAUGGCCCGGAACAUGCGGUGGAAUGAUCCGUCAGAGGAAGUCGUCCGUAUCUCGCCCAACACCUCGCGCGGUGGCGGCCAGCUCUGGCCCCCGAAAAAAAUCGAGGAAACGAUCGAAAUGCUGGGCGUCGACUUCGUCCUUCGCGGUCACCAGAUGAUGACGAACGGCGUACGUAGGUUUGCCAAUCUUCCAUUGGCCACCGUCUUCUCAUCGUCGUUCUACUGCGACGAGAAAAAUCUUGGCGCCGUUCUCUUCGUCGAUCCUGAGAAGAACGCCAUCGUGCCGAUCUUCAUCGUCAACAUGAACGACAAGAUCGAGACGCAAGAUGCAUUCGACAAGAGACUGGCUGAGGGUUGGAAAGCCAAGGAUUAUACGGACACUAAGGAGCAAACGAAAAUGGCAAAGCCGAACGUGAAGAAGGAUGAAAAGAAA